Molecule: messenger RNA, 3586 nt
Organism: Epinephelus moara (kelp grouper)
Lineage: Eukaryota; Metazoa; Chordata; Actinopteri; Perciformes; Serranidae
Gene: soul5l
Product: heme-binding protein soul5, like
Exons: 7
Coding region: 182-1240 (352 amino acids)
Cellular component (GO): cytoplasm
Source: RefSeq, a predicted model, not a curated record
CUCAGCCCAGCUCAGCCCCUCCCUCCCUGCGAGUGUCGGGCGGACGCUGCUGCUCACUGCAGUCCGCAGUAAAUCCACCGGAGCCCGUCAGAGUGCAGCAGACUGCAGUCUCCAUCACACCGCUCCGCCUCCCUGCACUCCCCUGGCAGGUGGAAAGGACACGCACAGCGGGGCCGGGACAAUGGCUUUCAUCUCAGUCUUGGCGUUGUUGGCCCUAGUGGUCUCUGCUGAAGGAAGUGUUGGACCGAGCACCAACACCAGCUUUUGCACCGAGUCAAAGGAAUGUCUUGAAUAUCAGCUGGUCUGCAAAACAGAUGAAUAUGAGGUGCGACACUACAGCCCCACUCGCUGGGUGUCAACAGACGCCGAAGCCUACUUCAUGGGCGUGGGUGCAGCCAUGGCUUUCAGGAGACUUUUCCAGUACAUCACUGGAGCCAAUGAAGGAGGCAUCCAGAUGGAGAUGACCGCCCCUGUUCUGGUCAAGAUCCCAGAGGAGACCAAGAUGUGGGAGCCGGCUAUCUACUCACUUAACUUCCCCCUGCCGGCAGCCUAUCAGGAGAAGCCGCCCGUGCCCACCAAUGACAAGCUGUAUUUCACUGAGAUGCCAGAGAUGGAUGUCUAUGUGAGGAGUUAUGGAGGCUGGAUGCUGUCAGUCACCUCCAGGCUUCACGCUCAUCUGCUGACUAAAGAACUGGCAAGGGUUCGAGCUUCCUACAACCACAGCUACCACUAUGGAGUCGGCUAUGACAGUCCCUUGAAGCUGUUGAACAGGCACAAUGAGGUUUGGUACGUGGCCGAGGGGGAGCUAGUUUGCACGGAUCCGCAGGAGCCGACCCCUGCGCACACACCCAGGCCAACUCAGACCAACUCACCCACAGACUCUUCAUCUGACCCGCUCCCUCACACACUCUCUGAUUCACCCUCACUCACUCCCUCCAACCUAUCCUCAAAUACAACGUCCAACGCAUCCUCACCAACGCUGUCUGACACCCCCGCUCUCCCCCCAUCCAACGCUCCUCCCAGUCCAUCAACCAACCUGCCUGCUGACGCCCCGUUCAGCCAAACCCCCACCUCCACUCAGAUCCUGCUGGACCCCACAACCAACUCCUCCGACCCCGCCUCUGUGAGCCCGUCCCUGGAGCCCCAGUCUGACGCCGCCCUAUUGAACAGCACAGCCCACAGCUCUCUGGAUACACAAGCUGACAGCAGCCCCGUGGUCGAGCCAGUCGACGCUCAUUAGCAACAGUCAAUUUGAUUUAAGCAGCUGUUCCAGGUAUAUUAACAUGAAUUCUAAAUAGAAAAGAAGCAGUGGAGGUGUUGCAGAAAAAUGAGUGAAAGUGUGUGAUAGAAGGACAAGCCGUUCUCUUCCUCCUUAUCUCUCUAUUCCUGUGUGUUACACUAACUCCUCCUUAUGGCACUUAAUGUUUAACUAUAUGUUCUGUCACAGCUUUGCACCUGCAGCUUCCUGUAUCAGCAGACACAUGCUUGUCCACUUUGUUGUUCUAAGCUUGUCAUACAGCUGUAUCAUAGAAUUAAGUCAGAUGUAUGUAUUAGUUAGAAAGUUAGAAUUCGAGGUUGUUGUGUUGAGUGACCCAGCUAAAGCUAAAGGCAGGGAUAGAUGCCGUUUAAGAUCAGAGUAUCCCUAAAACUAACUUAGCAACUAAUAGGACUUCAAUGGAAAUCUGUCUGUAAUUGGUAACUAAAGCUUAUGCUGGGACUAACCACAGAAGCUGACAUAUCAGAGGAAGCUUAACAAUCAUAAUGUGUUCUCCUGUAAAUGAAGUUUGAAGCUGUAGUUAGUGAUUCUUUCAAGUUUCUGUCAAUAGUUUCUAGUCAUAACAUCCUACAUACUUCUUCUCUCUGUUCAGCUUCAUGUCAGUUAAUUUGAUAUUUGUGGCAACAUAUUGGUGAAUCAUUUUAAAUUCGGUGUGCACAUUCAUUGGGAUCUUUGGCGCAACUUAAACCUAAGCACUAAUGCAGAAUGCCUUUAUAUAAAAGUAGAGUUUAUGAAAUUAUUACUUUUGAUCGAACCUUUUUCCCCGGACAUAGAGAUCGAAAGUGCCUGUAAAUGCAUAUGUUUUGCAAAACGUAUUGACUCAGUAUUUUAAGUCAUUAUAAUGACACUAAGCAAUUUGAUUAGAUUUUUAAAAAGCAAUGAACAUAUUCAAUAUUCAUUAAAAAUUUAAACUUGAAUUAUAACAAACUUAUAUUAGAUAAACAGUAUUCUGUGUAGCAGAAAGUGGAUUGUCGUUGGAUGUAACCUUAGUUUCACUGUCAAAAGUUCAGCAAAAAGAGCAAUAAAUGUUUUUGCAUCUUUGAUUAUCAGUAAAUCUAAUCCAUACAGGUGUAAACAUUUACAUUAACAACAGAUUUUUUUGUCCUGCUAACUAACCAAAUAUUACCUAACAGUCAGUUUUGUUUCAAGCUAGUACAGAACAGCAAUAUUCAUACACGUAAGCAUCAGUACUGUACCCCAUCAGUACUGGCGUUAGUUAUCUUGUUCACUGUUUCCACGAUAAAAACCUUGAACCUUGAACCUUCCCCUAAAAUUUUUAAGUCUGUGUUAUUUCAUGCUUUCACACAUUGGGGCAUGGUGUAAAGUCAGGGUUGACCUAACCUUAGCAAUUAUAGAUGUGCCUUUAAGUAAGGAGAAAAAGAUGGCAGGAAUAUCUAAAUAAUCCUGGAUUCAGAAACUUUCCAAAUGUUAUAUGUGGUAGGAAAUAUAUUUAACAUGUUUGUCAGGCUCCAGAGAUAUCACUGAGUUUUGAUAAAAGACAUUGAAUGUUUUCAAAACUGUGUUCGUUUCUAAAGGAAAUCCCACAGGUUACUUAUGACCUUGUUUUUGCACACUGUACAAAAUAAGGCUCUAACUCAGUUCUAGUCUGACUCACCAGAUGCAGGUUAGGUUCAUGCAAUAAGCCAUGCCUGCUUUCUGUCCAUUGUUGUAAAGAUCUACAAUGAAUAAAACAACUGGCCAGUCUGGUUUGAUUGGCCACAUCUUUUGAAACAUCCCUAGUCAAUCAAUACCUGAAUAUGUUCUAUUUUGCAUUGGGGGUCUGAUCUCAGACCAUCCCAACUCCCCACUGGAUCAGCAAACUUUCUGGUGCCGCUGUCAACAGAGCUGCUCUCCUCCCAGAGAGUCUGCCCAGAGCCGUCGCUGUCUUUAAUUUAGAUAUGGCAGUGUUAGCCGUGUGAUGCUAACAGUUAGCCCUGUCACUGUGUGUGUUCCCCACUGACUCUCUUUUGCAAGUGCACCAUCACUGCAAUUGUGAUUGGUUUAGAGAAUCAAAAACAAGCCACAGUAUUUUUCUCCUAUAGCAGAAUGGUAAUAUGGUGAUAGGUCUAGUUACACGGAAUUAACUAAAUUCUGACCAAAUGUUAAAUCCUGAACACACUUUUCUGCAUAUCUCUACCUAGAAAAUUAGCCCACAACAACCCCUCAUUGAAAGCAAGUAAGAAGGAAGGACUGCUCCAAAGAUCCCAAAGAAUCAUGCCUGAUCAACCAAUGCAAUACAAGUUACAUCAGUUAAUAAAUUAUCUAUGCGUCUCUGAGCUACAUACUGUGUGUUCUGAGGAAGGUGCAAUA